Colletotrichum scovillei is the source of this 1231-nucleotide messenger RNA. RefSeq lists its product as uncharacterized. The coding region runs from base 345 to 836 and encodes 163 amino acids. The transcript has 3 exons. The record is from RefSeq and is a predicted model, not a curated record. Lineage: Eukaryota; Fungi; Ascomycota; Sordariomycetes; Glomerellales; Glomerellaceae.
CCGCCUCCGCCUCUCCGAAUUCUUGCAUGACACAUCACAGUGACCACCACACCACAAACCCUCCACCGAGCUGAAAGAACGUCUCACAGCUUCUCGGUCUGAUCAAUUGCGUUGCCCGUUGCCCCUCCCAACCUUUAUUCGCCUUCUUCGGCCCCCAUUCUGGCCUCAAUAUUCUGCCUGCCCUGCCUGCCUGUCAACCGCCCCUCCGCCUUCGAGAAAACACCUGUCCCUUCCAUAGAACAUCAACAAGGGUUCGGUGACCACCUUUGUUGUUGCACCGCUUUCAAUCCCCCUCCAUCCCACUUCUCACUAGCUGACCGGUACCAACGGCCACUACUCUCACCAUGGCGGCGGCUGCGGCUCUUCCAACCUUCCCCAGACUGGUCUUCACCGUCUUCGAGCCCAUCUCACUCGUCGGCGGUUUCCUAGGCGCCGUUAUCAACCCGGAUUGGUUCAUAUCCGAGCAGAUCGUGCAGGGCGCCAUCUCGGCCGCCGUGCCAGCUGCGGAAUCUGAUAAUGCCCGGCUCGUGGCCCUCCAGCUCGGAAAUAUAUACCUGCUCAUGGCCAUGGUCGGACUAGCCGUGCUCAACCUCACCAACGAGCUAAAGGUUGUGCGCGGCUAUCUCGUUGCUCUUUGGAUAGCCGACCUUGGUCACAUUUACGUUUGCUACCAUGUUAUGGGCCUCGAUCGCUUUCUCGACGUGGCAAGCUGGAACUCAAUGGCCUGGGGCAACGUGGGAGUCACGGCCCUUCUCUGUCUGACUAGGACCACUUACCUUUUAGGCCUCUUCGGAAAGGAUGCUCCUCUCAAGAACUCGGAAAAGAAGCAGCAAUGAUAGGAUCUGAAAUUAGGACUCUCUCCGAACGGGUUGGGCCUCUGCAAUAACCGUAGCCUCAAGUGAGGGUCCUAAAUCGAGACUGUUCGGACGACCUAUAGUGCAUUCACAUGUAUAGAGUGCUUCUCUAUCUAGUGCCCAUUUAUUCCCGGUAGAAUCUUCGGGAGUAAUGAGAUUCAAUUGAGAGAAGCGCAAAGAGUGCUCUCAAUCAGUGUGUUUCUGUGUUUGCCUGUAGUCGCGAAGCAGAACCCACUUAUACGGCCGCUCGUCGUCACACGAGCUCUUACCCACAACCAAAGGGUCUAAAACACCAACACCAGUACCUUCGCAAUCGUAUAAUUAUCACACAAUAUUCUCAAGCAAUACAUUGAAGAAGAGUUACUUAUACAUCAUGG